Cynara cardunculus var. scolymus (artichoke) is the source of this 714-nucleotide messenger RNA. Its product is annotated as 40S ribosomal protein S13. The record is from RefSeq and is a predicted model, not a curated record. Gene Ontology annotation, biological process: translation. The transcript is spliced from 5 exons. NCBI's taxonomy places the organism in Eukaryota, Viridiplantae, Streptophyta, Magnoliopsida, Asterales, Asteraceae. Bases 88 to 543 code for a protein of 151 amino acids. Gene Ontology annotation, molecular function: structural constituent of ribosome; small ribosomal subunit rRNA binding. Gene Ontology annotation, cellular component: cytosolic small ribosomal subunit; nucleolus; ribosome.
CAGUCAUCCGAAUCCCGUUUGCAUUAGGGUUUUGAAGCCGUCGUCUGAGCAGCAGCACGCAGCGGCUAGUUCUCCAUCUUCGUCGCCAUGGGUCGUAUGCACAGCGGAGGUAAGGGUAUUUCGGCAUCAGCCAAGCCAUACAAGAGGAGUCCACCGAGCUGGUUGAAGAUUUCAUCUCAAGAUGUUGAGGAAAAUAUUUGUAAAAUUGCAAAGAAAGGGUUAACACCAUCCCAGAUUGGUGUUAUCCUUAGGGAUUCUCAUGGUAUUGCUCAGGUGAACAGUGUAACUGGAAGUAAGAUUCUGCGAAUAUUGAAGGGACAUGGGCUUGCUCCUGAUAUCCCUGAGGAUUUGUACCACCUUAUCAAGAAAGCAGUUGCCAUCCGUAAGCAUUUGGAAAGGAACAGGAAAGACAAGGAUUCCAAAUUCAGGUUGAUUCUUGUUGAGAGCAGGAUCCACCGUCUCGCUCGCUACUACAAGAAGACCAAGAAGCUGGCACCUGUCUGGAAAUACGAGUCGACCACCGCCAGCACUCUCGUCUCCUAGAAAAGAUCUAUUUUUGUACAAGCUGGAGGAAUGAAGUGGGUGUUUUUUAUAUUUGUUAUCUUGCAUUAAGAUUUUAGUCUUUCUGGCUUAAUAUAACCAUGGUGCUUUUAAAUGAUAAUUUGGACGAGAGUUUUUUGUAUCAAUGUAAUGCAUUUAGUUGCCUUUUAUUUA